UUCCGACGCGAAGUGAACGCAUCAUCAGCGCUCGUCGUUCUGAUCAGUCGAUAAAGACGCCGCAUUUGAUGGCUUUGGAAACUAAUGUUCGUUAACAGCAUCUGCACAGCAGUGCGACACGGAAGCUGACAGAUGUGCUACUGAAUAGCUUUGAACUGUUACCUAUCAUCGCUCUUUACGUGCGAAGCCGCUAUGUUUAGGAAACCUUCGCGUUUCCAUGUCGGAAUUCAGACUUCUUGUGGCUUUCCAGCAUAUUUGUCCCGCAGCAGUAGUGUCUGGCAAUGGUGGCCUCAGUUGGAGGAUUUCACUGUUUCUUUGCUUUGCUAAGCUGUCUGGUUAGCCGUUACCUGAAACAUCUGUUAAAAGCUUACUGAGUGGUCAUGUGAGGCAGAUUUUCACCUGUACAAAGUCCCUCUGAGGUUUGCAUUCCUUGAACCGAGUAUAUUGUGCAUUAACUCCAUAAGGACACGUCUUCAUUAAGGAAGUCCGGGAACUUUCAUUCCAGCAAGACCGAAGACGUUACAGGUGUCUGAGAGGAGGUUUGAAAAUAAAUCUGUAAUAAAAGUAACAAGAUUUUUAGAGAGGGGAAGCAAAGACAAACAAGCCAUUGAAAGAGACAAUAGAUGAACUUUGCUCUUAAGUUAUAGACUGCUUUGCGGGAGCGAUCAGACAAGUUACAACUUGCAACAGAUAAGGAAAGUAACUGAAGCAACGUUUCAAUGGCUUACCGACUUUUUGAAGGGAAGGAACAUGCUUCCAUCUACCAACAGUAUCGUUUUACGCCUCCAACAGGGCUUAAGGACAUUAUCAUUCAGUACCUGGACAAAAAGAAAGGACAGCCCCACGUGCUUGCUGUAGAUCUAGGAUGUGGAACUGGUCAGCAUACUAGGUUACUGGCGCCACACUUCAAAGAAGUGGUCGGCAUCGAUAUCAGCGAGUGCCAACUAGAGGAGGCCCGGUCCGUGCCAGGGUUCACUAACAUCACAUAUCGUGAGGGGACAGCAGAAGAGCUUCCUUUUGAGGAUGGCACUGUAGACUUGUUGACAGCAGCUUCAGCGGCACAUUGGUUCGACCAGUCCAGGUUUCUUAUUGAGGCCAAUAGGGUCCUGAAACCUGGGGGCUGCAUGGCUCUGCUGGGCUUCACAGACUGGUACAUAAAAUUAAACUAUAAGGACUGCGGAGACAAACUAAACUGUAUCUACCAUGAGGUGAAGGAGUUGCUGAAGCCGUACACAAGCAGCGCAGUUGCUGCGUCAGAGAGUAAACUGGAAGACUUGUACUCUGCCAUCCCCUUUCCAGACAAGGAGAGGAUUGAGAGUUUUCUGAACAAAUCCAUGAUCUCUGUCAGAAAGUUGGUGGGUUUUAUUAGCAGUUGGUCCAUGUACAAUUCUUACAAGAGUAAAGACCCUCAAGGUGCUGAAGACAUGCUGGCCAACAUUCAGAAGCGGUUCCUGGAUGACAUGGGUGUCACUUCUGCUGACACUGAAAUAGAGCGGGAAUGGGAAUAUUACUGCAUCCUGGCUUCAAAGCCUCUGUAAUCAACAGCACAGCGUUGAAUACAUUCUACUAACCACUGGCAGUUUUUUCUAGAUGUUAUGAUUUAUAAUUCAUUGGUGCUAAGAACAAUCACAAUACGUACAGUUUUGCUCAUAGGUUUAAUACCUUGGGAAAAUUCCAGAUUUUUAGGGUAUUUUUUCAGAGAAUUUGAAUGAUAUACAAAAAUGUUUCUGUUGCACACAUUUAGUAUUUGGGUUAAGCUCUUUCAUAAUGAAUAAAUCAUAAUGAAAACAGAAACUAAAAUGACCCUGAUCAAAAGAUAUAACUGUGUGUGGUUCUUUAUGUUACCUGUUUAGGACUUUUUCUGGUACAUUCACUAAUCUUGUAAGACCCAUCGGCCUUAUGUGGACCAAAGUCUAGUCUUAAAGUAGCGGACCCCUUUUUUAGGGUUAGCGGUAAGGUUUAUAGGUAUGGUGGUUCAGAAAUAAAUAUGGUUACUGAAAUGAAUGGAAACAUAUCCAUGUUUUGUAGAGCAACUUUAAAAAGCGACACCAAAACAAAACAGAUGUAAACAAAUGUCUACAUGUAGCAUCCAGUCAGCCCAAACUCUGUCUAUAGUAUGAUAUGCAAGUCAGAGGAAUCUCUGUUGAUGAGAGUACAGCUGGUACACUAGGUUGUCGAAAUAUCAAAAAAGUAAUUAAACAUGUUUAAUCUCAAAUAUGGACACAGUCCUAUUUAAAAAAUUCUAAACACCAACACUGACUGUUUAAGUGGGUUAUAUUGUUGUAUAAUCGCUCGAUCCGGGGUUUGGCUAUGCCUGCUUAUAGUACUUUAUUCAAUGAAAGAAAUCCUAUCAAAUCUCUAUUCAGUUAUUAACUUUCCACUUUUUAUGAUUUAGAGUAUAAUACACACUUAAACGUUUAGUAGAGGGAAACUGAAAGAUUUUUUAAAACCUCAACAAAUAUGUUUGAAUCCAGUCGCUUUCUUCUGUGGUUUUGUUGCAGUCUUCACCUAAACUUUAAACUUGACUCCCUUACAUCUUUUCUUUCUUGACCAAUGCACCAUUUAGGUAGAUCAGACAUAGUUUAAUCAAUUGCUCUGUGGUUGCCUAAACAUAACCUGACAGUAAAAUGUAAAAAGUGAAUUCUCAUUGUAAUUUGCUGUUCUAUGGUUGAACGUGCUUUUACCAACUCCCUCACUUGCUACAUUGCCUUGUAAAAGUGUUGUUUGAACAUUUUUCACAUUUCAUCCAAAAAUGUUAAACCUCUUCAGAUAAUGUAACCUUUUGAUCCACUGCCAGUCGUAGUUUUUAAUGGUACAUUUCUACCAGCUUUGCUUGCUCUUGCUGCCAUCACCAUGUUUCACCAUAGUGAUGAUGUGUUCAGGGUUUUGUGCAGUAUUAGUUUUCUUCCAGACAUAGCGUUUUCGUGUAGGUUGAAAGGUUAAAUCUUGAUCUCAUUUGACUAGAACGCCUUUUUUUAUGUUUGCUGUGUUCGCUACAUGGCUUUUGUCAAACUUCAAAUGGGGCCAAAGGCGGCUUUCUUUCAAUGAUGGCUUUUGUCUUUCUUGCUUCUCUUCCAUAAAGGCCACAUUUUUGGACUGAUUCUAAUAUGAGUAUUCUGAAAAUAAACUGAAUUCCCCAUGUGA
Girardinichthys multiradiatus is the source of this 3144-nucleotide messenger RNA. RefSeq lists its product as uncharacterized. The record is from RefSeq and is a predicted model, not a curated record. Gene Ontology annotation, molecular function: S-adenosylmethionine-dependent methyltransferase activity. Lineage: Eukaryota; Metazoa; Chordata; Actinopteri; Cyprinodontiformes; Goodeidae. Bases 720 to 1538 code for a protein of 272 amino acids. The transcript has 7 exons.